AUUGACGUCUCACACCCCCCCACCCCCCAUGUGACAUAUAAAACAGCUUAUUUCUGAAGGCAUUGCGAGUCUCUGCCCUUUGAACUGUGCCACCUUGUUUACAGAAUACCCAGGCAGAUUAGAGUAACAUCGUCAAGUUACUUUCUUUAUAGUGUCCAGAUCCCUGUAGGCAUCAUGAAAUCACUGAGCUCAUCUACCCACUCUGGUCUCUGUGGUCUUUCCACACAUAGUGUAAGAACUGAUCAUGCACCCUGUCAUGGUGGGUUUCUUUGGCAGUGUUGGUGGUUAUUUAGAUUUUUGAGAAAAUGUUUCUCCCUGGGGGACUAUGGCACAAUACUCCUACCACCAGAGUCCUGUUCCAUGGCAUUCUAGAAGCCAUAUCAAAGACCCACUGUUGCCUUCUGUGGUUGGGUUUGGCAGCCGGCAAGCAGGGGAGGCCCCCAGUGGGAAAGCACAUGGGAACUAGCGAAAGAACCUCCGUUUUAGGCAUUUUAACUGCAAAGGUGCCAUUUACUUUAAUGAAUGAGCGAACGGUCCGAACAGAAUCGGCACGUUAGAUGUCACGUUACCUUCUACCAGCCGUUAAUACUUCUCUUUUAGUGGAGCAAGUACGUUAUCCAAUGGCCCAACUGCCGGACACCAUGCAAAGAUGCAAAGUUAUGACUUUGCUUGACCGUGUGUACGUGCAGCAGAACAACGUGGAGAAUGUCUACAACCUGGGCCUCAUCAUCUUCCGGGACCAGGUAGUACGCUAUGGCUGCAUCCGUGACCACCUGCGGCAAAGCCUGCUGGAGAUGAUCGCCCGAGAGAGGCGGGGCGAGGUGGUGGACAGGGGAGCGAUUCGUAACGCUUGCCAGAUGUUGAUGAUUUUGGGCCUUGAAGGGAGAUCUGUUUACGAAGAGGACUUUGAGACUCCGUUUUUAGAAAUGUCUGCCGAAUUCUUCCAGAUGGAGAGCCAGAAGUUCCUGGCUGAGAACAGUGCCAGCGUGUACAUAAAGAAGGUGGAAGCCCGGAUCAUGGAGGAGAUGGAACGCGUGAUGCACUGCCUGGACAAGUCGACGGAGGAGCCCAUCGUGAAGGUGGUGGAGCGGGAGCUCAUCUCCAAGCACAUGAAGACAAUCGUGGAGAUGGAGAACUCCGGCCUCGUGCACAUGCUGAGGAGUAGCAAGACAGAAGACCUGGCCUGUAUGUACAAGCUCUUCAGCAGAGUGCCCAAUGGCAUGAAGACCAUGUGUGAGUGCAUGAGCUUCUACCUGCGGGAGCAGGGCAAGGCACUAGUGUCCGAGGAGGGCGAGGGGAAGACCCCCGUGGACUACAUCCAGGGUCUUCUGGACUUGAAGAGUCGCUUUGACAGGUUCCUCCAGGAGUCUUUCAACAAUGACCGACUCUUCAAACAGACCAUCGCUGGGGACUUUGAGUACUUCCUUAACCUCAACUCCCGCUCUCCUGAAUAUCUCUCGCUAUUUAUUGAUGAUAAGCUGAAAAAGGGAGUGAAAGGACUCACAGAGCAGGAGGUGGAGUGCAUCCUGGACAAAGCCAUGGUCCUCUUCAGGUUCAUGCAGGAGAAGGAUGUGUUUGAGAGGUACUACAAGCAGCACCUGGCCAGGAGACUCCUCACCAACAAGAGCGUUUCCGACGACUCCGAGAAGAACAUGAUCUCCAAACUGAAAACAGAGUGCGGCUGCCAGUUCACGUCAAAACUGGAAGGCAUGUUCAGGGAUAUGAGCAUCUCAAACACAACCAUGGACGAAUUCCGGCAGCACUUGCAGACAACGGGGGUGUCCUUGGGUGGCGUUGACCUCACAGUAAGAGUCCUCACGACGGGCUACUGGCCCACGCAGUCAGCGACUCCCAAAUGCAACAUCCCUCCAUCUCCUCGGCAUGCGUUUGAAGUCUUCAGAAGGUUCUACUUGGCCAAACACAGCGGGCGGCAGCUGACCCUACAGCACCACAUGGGCUCGGCAGACUUGAAUGCCACGUUCUAUGGGCCCGUCAAGAAGGAGGAUGGAUCUGAGGUGGGUGUAGGAGGUGCCCAGGUAACUGGCUCCAACACCCGGAAGCACAUACUGCAGGUCUCCACCUUCCAGAUGACAAUACUCAUGCUGUUCAACAACAGGGAAAAGUUUACCUUUGAGGAGAUCCAGCAGGAGACGGACAUCCCCGAGCGUGAGCUGGUGCGGGCGUUACAGUCCUUGGCCUGUGGGAAGCCCACGCAGCGCGUCCUCACCAAGGAGCCCAAGUCCAAGGAGAUUGAGAACGGCCAUGUGUUCAACGUCAAUGACCAGUUCACCUCCAAGCUGCACAGAGUGAAGAUUCAAACAGUCGUUGCCAAGCAGGGGGAGUCGGACCCCGAGAGGAAGGAGACGCGCCAGAAGGUGGACGACGAUCGGAAGCAUGAGAUCGAGGCUGCCAUCGUCCGCAUCAUGAAGUCGAGAAAGAAGAUGCAGCAUAAUGUUCUGGUGGCAGAGGUUACCCAGCAACUGCGAGCUCGUUUCCUCCCCAGUCCUGUCGUCAUUAAGAAGCGAAUCGAAGGACUUAUUGAGAGAGAGUACUUGGCACGGACCCCUGAGGACCGAAAAGUGUACACUUACGUGGCGUGAGGGACAGUGCCGGACACACUGCCCAAGGAGAGCUGCAGUGUCCCUCCAUCCUCCUGGACACUGACCUUUCCCGCAGUAAUGGGUGACUUCCUAAUUAAGAGAAAAUGCAAACUCUGGUGCAGAAUAGCAGUGUAAAAGAGCUCAGCUUCUGCCUGACCUGCCACCAUUUUAGAUGGUAGGACCCCCCAUUCCCAGAUAUAUUUUGGUGCAAGAUGUGAUUGCACAACGUUUUCUUUCGUUUACCUUGGGUCGGUCGGGGAAAGGGACUGAAAAUUAAAUAAACGGCGAGUCUCUGUUUAAAGCGAAACAUACUAUUUAGACUUUUUCCCCCGAUUUUUAGACUUGAUGUAAAUGUUUCGUGUCAAUCUGAGUAGACGCGGUUUUCGUUGUUCGUUUGCAGGGAACGACGGCAGGACGAUCUAGCCAACGGACUAAGUCCACUUUUUCUUUUUGGGGCGAAUUGUAAAUUGUUUUUCUUUUUUGGGGGGUGGGCUGGAAAAGGAGGGUGCGUAUAAAUACUUUUUGAUACUGGGUUCUUUUGAGUACAGUUUCCAUUGGUUUAUUGUUCUCAUUUUCGUAAGGACCGGAUAGGAAGGAACCAUGUUUUAAUGUGUACAAAUUGUAACAUAGUUAUUGUACUCACUGCUGCAGUGGACUGUACAGGGCCUCGUUUUCAUCUUAUUAAAUGUAGAAAAUAGAAAAUAAAAUGAAUUAACCGUGA
Messenger RNA from Brienomyrus brachyistius, 3321 nucleotides. RefSeq names its product cullin-3-like. Lineage: Eukaryota; Metazoa; Chordata; Actinopteri; Osteoglossiformes; Mormyridae. The transcript is spliced from 14 exons. Gene Ontology annotation, molecular function: ubiquitin protein ligase binding. Gene Ontology annotation, biological process: ubiquitin-dependent protein catabolic process; protein ubiquitination. Bases 558 to 2600 code for a protein of 680 amino acids. Gene Ontology annotation, cellular component: Cul3-RING ubiquitin ligase complex. The record is from RefSeq and is a predicted model, not a curated record.